AUGCUUACCAAAAUUAAGUCAUCUUCUGGGAUUGUUCUUCUAACGUUGGCUUAUUUUAUUUAUGUAUUUACAUUUAUAUGUUAUCCAAUUAAAUCUGAAAAUUCCAUUAUAUUAAAUCAAUUAUCACCAAUAAAUUGUCAUUUUUGUCAAAUAUCAAAUGCUUAUAUUAAACCAUAUAUUGAACCAAUAGUUGACACAACCAUAAAUCCUACUAUAGAUACAGUUAAAAAAAUUGAUAAUGAUUUAAAAAUUUCCAGAACAUUAGUUCAAUUACAAAAAAUUGAUUCAAAAUAUGGAAUUCAAGCUGGAUAUGAUAAAUUUAUAGAUUUAAUUCAAGAUAGUAUAAAUUGGUUUCAAUUAAAUAUAGAACCAUAUAUUUCAUUAUUCAUAAAUCAAAUUAAUUUAAAAUUUAAAAUUUAUAUAAACCUUAUAACAAACUUUAUUAAUUCAUAUUUUUUAAUACCAAUAAAUAAACAAUUUUUAAAAAUUUGGUAUAUUAUUACAUCAAAUUCCAUAUUCAAUCAAUUGAUUAAUUCAUCUCAUGCUUCAAAUUUACAAAAUCGAAGUUUAUUUUUACAAAAAGAAUUUAAAAAUUUAAUUAAAUUUAAUGAAUUUUAUCCAAAAGAAUUUAAAUCAAAUAUUAUAAAUGUUGUUAAGGAAGUUUUGGGGAAAGGGUACCAAGAUAAAGAAGAAGAUUGGGAAGAUGUUGAAGAUGAAGAAGCUGACCUUACCGAAGAAACUAUAGUCAUAACUCAAACUAUUUCAGUUUAUGAAAAUGGAGCCAUUGCAACUAAUAACAUAUCACCUGAAUUAUUUGAAAUUUAUAAUGAAAUUGAAAAAUGGGAAAAAAAAAUUAAUAAAACUAUAGAAUUAGCAGAAAUAAAUCUAGUUGAAGAAGUUGAACCAAUAGUUAAUGAUACUAUAGCAGAGUUGAAACCAAAAAUUAGUGAAAUUUUACAAGAUUUACAAAAAGAAAAUCAUUUACAAUAUAAGGAUUUAAAUUUAAAAAUUUCUCAAAUUAAUAAAGAUUUUGAAAAAAUUAAAAAGUCAAAUAAUACAAAAAUUGAAACUGUAUCAAGACAAGAAAUAAGAGAUGAUAUUCAAAAAAGUUAUGAUUUAGCAACAAAUUAUUCAACUAAAAUUCAAGAUCUUAUUAAUAAAGAACAUGAAAAUUUAUUAAUUAAAUAUUUUAAUUCAAUUCAACAAACAAUAGAUAUAUUAGAUUCAUUUGCAGAUUCUUCAAUAAAUGAAUUUUCAACACAAUUAACACAAUUAAUUUCAAAAAAUAAAAUAAAUGAAUCAAAAACAUGGUCAAUAUGGAAAAAAUUUCAUUUUAUAAAAAAUUUAUUAUUUAAAUUUAGAGAUGAACUUUUACAUAAUUCAAAUGAAUAUAAAUUAGAUAAUAAAAAUCCUGAAAUUAAACACAAAGUUAUUGGAUUAAAAGAAUGGAAUACUUACUUAAAUAAUAUUGAAUUUCAUUUAAAUUAUUUAAUUAGAGAUAAUGGUGAUUAUUUAAGAUUAAUUCGUGCAAAAGCUAAUGUUGCUUUUCAAAUGAGAGAAGAAUUGGUAUAUAAUUUGGAAAAAGCAAAGAAUGAUAAAGAAGAAGAAGAAAAGAGAAAAAUUGAAGAACAAAAGUCUCAGCAAAGAGAAAUAGAAGAAAAACAGAAAGAAGAAGAGGAUAAAAAAAAACAAGUGGAAGAAGCAAAAGUGGAAACUGAGCAACAAUCAAAAGUCGAACAUGAUACAAAAACUGAAGAUAAAUCAGUUGUGGAAGAAAUAAUAGAAGAAGAAGAAGAAAUAAUAGUUCCUGAAGAACACCAAGAACAAGAACAAGAACCAAAAGAUGAAGAACAACAAGAAGAACAACAGCAGCAGCAACAACAACAACAACAACCACAGGAAGAAGAAAAAGAAGAAGAGAUAAAAAAACCAAAUUUAGAUGAAAUAAAGGAUGAAGAAGACGGCAUUGAAGAUGAAGAUGAAAAGGAUGAAGAAAACAUAGAUGAAAUAAUAUUGGAAACAGAAGCAAGUUAA
Molecule: messenger RNA, 2034 nt
Organism: Lodderomyces pseudojiufengensis
Lineage: Eukaryota; Fungi; Ascomycota; Pichiomycetes; Serinales; Debaryomycetaceae
Exons: 1
Coding region: 1-2034 (677 amino acids)
Source: RefSeq, a predicted model, not a curated record